Molecule: messenger RNA, 2013 nt
Organism: Jaculus jaculus (lesser Egyptian jerboa)
Lineage: Eukaryota; Metazoa; Chordata; Mammalia; Rodentia; Dipodidae
Gene: Gon7
Product: GON7 subunit of KEOPS complex
Exons: 2
Coding region: 20-259 (79 amino acids)
Cellular component (GO): EKC/KEOPS complex
Source: RefSeq, a predicted model, not a curated record
UUAAAGCUGGACGGUCGCUAUGGAGCUCUCGGCCGAGUACGUGGGACCGGGUGGCGAGCCGCAGCGGCUACGGGCGUCCUGUGAGCCGGCGGGGGACGCCGACCGCCUGCGGGGCCUGUCGUCGGGCGUGGCGCACAUGAAGGAGCUGGUGGCGGAGUUCUUCGGCGCCCUGGCUCGGCGGGACGCGCAGGGCGGAGCGGCGGAGGCCGCGGCGACUGCGGACGACGCGUUAGACGACCCCGGGCCCGCGGCGUGCUGACCUGGAAGACUGGCCCCGGCCCGGUGCGAGCCUUGGAAGCCUGUGGAUCUCCGCGUUCCCACCUGCUCUGCGGGCCGGUGGAGCCCAGAACAAACCUGCGACCUUGACAGGCCGUCCCGAGACUAGUGUGCUCUGGACCCCAAGGAGAUGGCUGCAAAAGGGGGUGUGAGGAGAGUGAGCCGUAAGCCACCGGACCCCGAUGAUGAACUUUUAAGCACAUGAAAUGAGUUUUUAGAGGGAGAGGGACAACGUGUGAGUUGAUCAGAACUCUCAGGUAUGGAAAGAACCCUUCUGACCCAGACCAAGGUAUGGUUUUCAGAAUGCCGGUUGGCUCAGGUGUUAGAGGAACCUCGUCAGCCUACCCUGCCACACCUAAACUGUAAAAGGCUGAGAGUGUUUUCGGGCAGUGAUCCCCUUAACCAGGCGAAGAAGAAUAUGGAUUCUGGAUGUUUCAUACUAUUCACAUGAUGAAGACAUGGCAGGUGUCAGAUGCAGAGAAGAGACCCACCAUUCGGUAUUUGCACCCUCAAGAUAAACAACCCUUUAGUUAUAGUCCCGGAAUGCCUGCAGGUUCUUGAGAAGGUGUAGUUACCUUUUCGUUGCUGGGAAAAAGCAGCUGAUGGGAGGAACAUGUCUUAUUUUGGCUUACAGUCUCAAGAGGAAAUUUAUGUCAGGGGAAUGCAUAGCAUGAGCAGAGGCUGGACAUCACCUCUGCCACAGCAGGAGAAUGAGCCGAACUUUAGCAAAGGGGAGAUAGCUAUAACACCCCAGAAAAUGCCUCUUCCAUCAGGGCUUCACCUCAAAAUUACCACCAGCUGGACACCCAGCAUUCAAAACAUCAGUUUAUGAAGGACAUCGAAUUCCAGGCACCAUAGGACUAUUUGGGAUUAUUGAUAAUCCUAGAAGUUGCAGGUCAGAUAUCUGUCAAGGAUCAUGAGAAGUUGUCUGCUUGUGUUCUGAGACUCGUGCAUUUAUUGCAGAAAGUGGUACAGAAAACUACUGAGAGAGAACUGUGGAUCAGGCCUGAUAGACCAAAUUGUGUUAGCAGGUUGCAAUCAGUUUGUCUGCCAGAGGGUGGCAGCCCGGGUCUUAGUGCAGUUAACUGACCCUGACAAAGGACAGGAAGAGGCCCUUCUCCAGGCAGGCUGAAGGGGCCUUUGGCCGGGCUUGUGACCAGCAAGGAUGUCCGGUCAUAAGCAGAGUAUGAACUCAUGUGCUCCAGGGAUCAAUAUCCACCAAUCUACCUCCUGCUACCAACUCACUGCAGUUUUCAGGAUAAACCUUUUGUCAUGUCUAUCAGAUGUGUCACUGUCUAGGAAAGAUGUUGACCUGCACUAAUAAUUACUUAAAUCCAUCCUGUCAAUUUUGUUGUUGUCUUUAGCCCAUGAACUUGUAUAAUGUCUGUCGCUCCAUCUGUGCAGUGCUCCAAGAGGACAGACAGGUUCAGUUACCUGUGCUGCCCAGAACUCGCUGAGCUGUCAGCUUGUGUGGCGCAGGUACAGGUUCAUCAGUCACACAUGACCGUGGUGUCAGAAGUUUUCAGGUGUGCAUCGCCUACAUUUAUGAUGAGGACCAUGAGCUGUGGUUAACAUAGGCUCUGUGUGAUUGAAACAAAAGGCUCAGUGGAAUGCUGAGGUUGAUAAGUCUACAGUGGUCAUCUUUAGACUUCUGAUAAGUGUUAGCAAAGCAACUCGGUUUUGAGUAUCAUUUUAUGGUUAUAAGUGUAGACAUAAAAUAAAGGAAUGAAAAUAAAA